This is a messenger RNA of Lithohypha guttulata, 1650 nucleotides long. RefSeq lists its product as uncharacterized. The transcript has a single exon. Gene Ontology annotation, molecular function: transmembrane transporter activity. Gene Ontology annotation, biological process: transmembrane transport. The coding region runs from base 1 to 1650 and encodes 549 amino acids. The record is from RefSeq and is a predicted model, not a curated record. Lineage: Eukaryota; Fungi; Ascomycota; Eurotiomycetes; Chaetothyriales; Trichomeriaceae.
AUGAAGUCGAUUCUCGAGCAAAACGAAGGUAACAGCAACGACACGAUCGCGUCAGAAAGCACACCACUACUGGCUGGGGGAAAUCAUGCACCUACAGCUGAUGUCCAAGCAGCAGAGGCAACCUCAGCAAGGAGGGAGUCUGCCACAAGUACACAAUCCAAGAACACAUCUUCGAGCCAACUAAACAGCAACGAAAGCACGAUAAUCGCGACACCUCCAAGCGUCUCACAGAAAGAACGACCUCUCCCUGUCCGCCAGAUUCUGCUUCUAUGCUUUGCACGACUAGUAGAGCCAAUUGCCUUCUUCUCGAUCUUCCCCUUCAUCAACCAGAUGUGCGCCGAGAACGGCAACCUGGAACCAGCGGACGUCGGCUUCUACUCUGGACUGAUAGAAUCACUCUUCAGCCUGACACAAAUGGCCGUCAUGAUUCUCUGGGGUCGUCUGGCUGAUCGCUUUGGUCGCAAGCCUGUUCUCUGUAUCUCUUUGUUCGGAGUGGCAUUUGCAACAGCGUUGUUUGGGUUUGCGCAGACUAUUUGGCAGAUGAUAGUGUUCCGUUGUCUGGCAGGGAUAUUUGCUGGGACUAUUGUCACGAUUCGGACAAUGUUUACGGAGCAUAGUACGUCGAAAACGCAGGCUCGAGCUUUCAGCUGGUUUGCUUUUUCGGGAAACUUGGGGAUUUUGUUUGGCCCUUUGAUUGGAGGUGUGUUGGCGAAUCCGGCCAAGCAGUACAGAGGGACUUUCAAGGGUGUUAGGUUCUUCGAGGAGUAUCCUUACGCGUUGGCUACACUGGCUACUGGGACUAUUGCUCUUGUCGCAGCAGUCGUGACAUUCUUCUUUGUGGAGGAGACUCUUCCAUCUUCUAGUAGAAAGUCUGGUCUGAGCAAGAAUGAUUUAGAGGCAGAAUCGGCAGCGGACGAACCUAUUGACAACGAAGGAAAAUACAAGACUACUUGGUCCCUGGUCAAAGCGCCAGGAGUCGCACCGGUGCUCUAUCUCUAUUCUCACAACAUGCUGCUAGCAUUUGCCUAUACGGCCAUCAUUCCAGUUUUCUACUACGAACCAAUCUCCCUAGGAGGCUUCGGAUUCUCCUCCAGACUAAUCUCGCUUUUCAUGGCUCUUACAGGAGCAGCACAGGCAACCUGGUUGCUUCUCGUCUUCCCACCUCUACAGCAUCGCAUCGGCACAGGGGGCGUACUACGGCUUUGUGCAUAUGUAUAUCCUCUCUUCUUCAUCGUCAGUCCGGCAUUGAACGCGCUUCUUCGCCAAGGAUCUCACGAAGGAAAAAUUAUCUUCUGGGUGAUUGCACCUAUACUGCUCUGUCUGGGUGUCGGGGUUAGCAUGUCCUUUACAGCGAUUCAGCUUGCGUUGAACGACGUGAGUCCAGGUCCGAAGACACUUGGCACACUUAAUGCGCUGGCAUUAACGCUCGUGUCUGGACUUCGAGCAUUCAGUCCAGCUGCUUUCACGAGUCUGUAUGCAGUGGGCGUCAGUAAGCAGAUUUUGAAGGGUUAUCUGGCUUGGGUUGUGAUGGUAGUGCUUGCUGCUGGUUUCAGUGUCGCUGUAAGAUGGCUACCGGAGAAGGCUGAGGGAAAGAUAGACGAUGAUAGGGGACAUGUUGAUGAGGAAUACAGUGAUCAGCCUCAAAGAUAG